CAACAAAACUCAUCCUGGGAUGAGGACAGACAAUGAGACAUCUACAAACAUGAUGUUGAUGAUGAUGAUGAUUCGCAGCUCAGUUGUUGUGUAGCAAUGUGUGAAAUGGGGAAAUAACGAUAUGGCUUAUGUGAACGUAGCGGAAUGGAGCCCCGAUCAGGUGUCCGAGUGGCUUAAAGGCCUUGAUGAUGUCAUUUUACCAUACAUUCAUUACUUUGUUAAUAAUCAAGUUGAUGGAAAGAGGCUCCUCCAGUUAACUCCUGAUGAACUUCCAUCCUUAGAUGUUACGAAAAUUGGCCACCAAGAGAUAAUCCUCCAGGGUGUGGAGUUACUCAGAAAUAUUCAUUAUCAGCUAUAUCAGGAGAAUGUACAGUUCUUGGCCCUUCGCUUGAGUUCCAAAGCCAGAAGCAUCUAUAACGAGUUGCGAAUUGUUACGUCGAACAGGAAUGGUGGAUGUGGAAGUGCAGGAGAAGACGAAGAUGGAGAUGAUGACAAUGAUAAUAGGAUUGAUCAUAAUGGAGAAAAAGAAAAGAAAAAGCAGGAAAGAGUAUCAACAGCUAUCAUCGCUGGGGUGUCGGAUGUUUUGGCAUCGGUGAAGGGGCUAGUGUCAUGGUUAAAUAGGCAACCUUUUGCUGGUGUGGAACAGUAUGAUUGCUUGAAGAACAGCUUGGUAGAAUUAAGCAUAAGGUUGGCAACCAUUGCUCAACGUGAUAUGUUUGCGGAAAAUCAGGCCACAGUCAUAUCACAGUCAUGCUACAAAUUUGCUCAAAUAUCUGACAAGAUAAUUCAGGAAUAUAGUGAUCCACUUAUCAUUCAGCCAGCGACAUUAGACAUUGCUACAAUAAAAAAGAAAGCUGAUGAUGAAUUGGGAGUAAUGCUACAAGGAUCAUACCAUGGAAUCCACCAAGUAUCUGGGGUUCGCAACCUCAGCCCUGCACAUCAGUGUGGCAAACUCGAAGAGGGGGAUGAACUUGUUCAAGUCAACUACCAAACAGUAGUUGGCUGGAAUCCUCACAAGGUUUUAGCUAUAAUGCAGGAAUCACCAGUAGAGGUAAUUUUGACCGUCAAGAAGCCACCCCGACAUGCAAAUACUCAAAUAUACUUCAAACCUUUUCGUCUUCCUAGUAAAAAACGCACUUAUUCUCCCUGGGCUAGUUAUGUUGGGGCUUCAAACCGCUAUGAUCUCCAUAGUACUAUUCCAAACCUACCAUUGGCAAGGCAUGUUGAAAAAGAGCCAGUGACACUUGUGACUGAACCUGAACCUCGUCCAAAAUCAUCAACACCACCUCCUCCAGCAGCUACACCUUCACCAAAAACAGUACCCUCAAGCAAUAUAACAAACCCUUCUGGGAGUGAUUCUGAUGAAUCUGAUUUGGAGGACGAUGCUUUCCUAUCAGAUGGUGAAUUCUGUGGCUCUUCUCCUUUAAGUGUUCGAUUGUAUCAUCCAAAGCCUCGAGCACCAGUUCAGCGUCGUGCUACUAUUCCUGGUGCUACAGCCCGGCCUACAUUUAUUAUAGAUCAGCUACUGCAAGAUGUUAGAUUGAGUCGUGGAGCCCUUCGAGGAUUUCCAGAUUCUAUGCCUUCAGAUCCUGACCUCCUUCGAGGAGCCAAUGGAAGUGAUCACCGAAUAACACGUCCUCACACAUGUAUUGGUACAGAAGAUAAGAGAGGUUUAGGUCGCAGAAGCAUUGAUAAUAUUUUGAAGGAAGACAGACAUGAUACUGAAAGUGAAGAAAGGUUACAGUCGUCUGAGAAUGUUUCAGGAAGAGAGAUUGGUUCUGAAUGUAAAAUAACAGAGAAAAGAGUGGUUAACAUAAUUCCAUUACCUCCAAGAAAGCCUACUUCCCACACUAUUGUAGGAGGGCAAGACCAAGGCAGUUCUGUAACAAUUUCUCAUCGCACCAUGAAAAAUGAGAAAAGUUCUCAGGGGUCAUCAAUUCCCAGCAAAUCUCAGCCACCUGUGCCAUUGUCCCAGUUAGCCACUGUUGAUAAAUCUUCAAGGCUGUGUCAGGGGUCUGAAUCAACUACUGAUGGGCAUGGCAAGGUGAGACGUGUUUCUGAGGACAGACCAAAGUUGGACAAAAGUCACAGCACACCAGCAUAUGAUAUGGAAGAUGAAGGAUCCAUUCCAGUCAUUUCUCCAAUUAAAACAUCAGACAAGUCACCACCUGCUCAUGCAUCGCCUUCCUCUUCAUCAUCAUCCUCUACCUCCACUAGUACUACAGCUUCUUCAAAGUUUUUCAACUCUUAUGAUCAAAAAUCGUCUUUAAUGCCUCCUCCUCCUCCUCCACCAGUACCACAGCAGGGGUCUUAUUGUGCCAGAAAUAUAUCAUCUGAGGUUACGGCCGCUAUAUCGUCAAAUAAUGGUGAUGGGGUUAAAAAACACUUCCGAUCACAAGUGGUCUUCCCUGUGGUCAUAGCUGCAACUGCUGCCUGUAAUGCAUCAUCUUGUGGGAGCAUUGGUAACACUGCAAGGGGCGAAGCUGUUGAGAAUGGUGCAGGACCUAUUUCUAGCAAUGCUAAUGUUGAGGAUGACAGUGUUCAUGAAGAAAAACUGCAUGGCAGUGGUAGUGGUGAUGGUAGUAACAGUGCUAGAAAGUGUAGUAACAGUAGUACUGGCAGUGAAAAGUCUAAAGUAUCUCUGACUGUGCUGCAGUCAGCUGCUGCUCUUUCAUCAGCAGCUGAAGCUUCUCAUCUUUCUUCUUCCUCCACUUCUACAACUGCUGUGGUCUUGAGAGAGACACGCAGCAGUUCUCCUUCAGUAUGGCGUCGAGGACUUCUGGUCACUGACCAGGGAAGCCGACGUAUCUCCUGCCGAGAGCUGGGACAAGGGGACCAUCAAGGUUGGCUAUACCGACGUCGUGAUAACAAGGGCUUCCUGUUGUCCCAUCGAUGGGAGCGGCGAUGGUUUAUCCUGAAGAAAAAUUACUUGUAUGGUUACCGAGACAGGGAGGCUGUGCGUGCAGAUUCUUUGAUAUAUCUUCCUGGUUUCCAUGUAUGUCCAGCUAGUGAUGUGAAAUCAAAGAAAUACGCCUUCAAAAUAUAUCAUUCAAGUGGGGCAACUUUUUACUUCGCAUGUGAUACAAGUGAGGAAAGGAGUCGUUGGAUGAGCCAGAUGGGGCUAUCUGCCAUCUCUUCCUUGGCAGUUCAUCACCGUCAACAAACAACCCAGCAACAAAAUCACUGGGAAGAAGUAUACUACAGUGAAACUGACGAGGAACUUGAAGAUCGAACGUCUCCCUCACGGCGCUCUCCACAAGCAAGCCAAGCAAGAGUGUCUCCUAGUCAAGAAAACAUUGGUUCCUUAUGGCGAGGUAGUUCAGCUAGCCCAUCAAGGGGGCCUCAGCCACGUGGUUCACAUCUUGGUUCCUUGGGAGGAGGAAAAAAUACUGCGCUUAGAUUUUUGCAACCGGCCAGGGACAACAAUCAGCCAGUGCCAACAGCAUCAUUCAGAAGUUACAGACGAGUCAGUGAAAGUAAUAGCCGAAGCACAUCUACAGGCGAUCUUAGAGGUACAGCAAAGAUGGAACCACCCAACAGUUCAGCAGGUGAAGACAAAGGAUCCCAUACUGGUGUCACACGAAAGAAUAGCUUUCGUGAUCGUCUUAAGCAGAUACCAGCAUCUUUCACUUUAGAACGACGAAAAGUUUCAACAGGUCGAGCACCUAUAGUUCAACAGGAUCAGCAAAAGCAGCAAAACAGGGUUGUGCAAAGUAUAAAUGUAUCAGACCACACAUACCGUAAUUUGGACACUGUACACCAAGAUAAUGUAGUAAAACAGAGAGAUCCUGAAAACAGUUAUCCACAUAAUUUUCUUACUCAUGCUGAAGGUCAUACUAGUGAAGAGGCAAGUUUGGAAGAAAGUAACAAUCCUGGAAAUGUCCAUCGUCCUCGUUAUAUGCAUCCUACUUGUGCUAGUAGUCAUCACAUGCCAGUUAGGCCAUCAUCAGUUGAUUUGGAUUCUAGAAGUAGUCCAAGUAGAGUUGGGAAUGGAAGAUGGUGUGGGUCACCUCCCUCCAGUGGAAGGUGUAGUCCUUCAAAACUGGAAUAUCACAACAGAAGGGGCAGUGUUGGUGGGGAAUCACCUGUGAGAUCAAGAUCUCCCAGGAGAGGUUCAUUAGAUUGCCUUGCAGUUUCUCAUCCUAGAGCUUUGUCCCCUCCAAUUUCUCCUCUAAAUACACCAACACGUAGUUCUCAUGGAUCUACUAGUAGUUUACUGGCAUCAGAAGAGUAUCGAGAAGGUUCACCAGAAAAGCUCUGGAUUAGUUCAUUACGGUCAGAUGCAAUCAAGCAACGACCACAUAUACGUCCAUCCCCAGAGAAAAGGAAUGGUCGUUCACGAUCAGCAUCGGGUGAAGCUCAUGUUUCUGAAAGAUUAAAGCGUACUGCACUCUACCAUCCUCCUCAGGUUAGGAAUCGAGGAGAUUUAAUGAAACCUGCAUUUGAAUUGGUAUUAGACCCAGUUACUGGUUUUGCACAGUUAACUGUUGAGAAUAAGGACAAAUCAAGUAUUAGUGUAUCUUUAAGUCCUACACAGCCAGUGUUAGGAACUGGGCAAAAUGACAGUCCCAGUAGUGGAAAACUUACUAAGAAAGCCCAAGUAAAAGAAGCAGCUGUCCGAACCAGUACCACUAGAAACCCUGUUGCUCCACGUCCUGAAGUGCCUCCAAGAACAAAGUUUUUAACCCCAAGUGAAAGAACACUUCCCAUUUCUACCUCACUGUCAGGAAGUACUCCGGUAAUAACUUGUAGAUCCUGUAGCCUUUCUCCCUCACCAUCAAGUGUGAGUAUCACAUCUACCAAAUCUACAUCAUCCCUGCCUGGAGUGCUCUCAUCCCUUCACUCUCGACCAGCUACUUCUUUAGCUUCUUCAUACGAAGAGUCUUCAGUUGCUAAUAUAAAUAGGUUGGCUCCUAAACCAGUCCCAAGCCUAACCAUAACAACUUUAGCAGAAGAAACAACUGAGACUACAAGAACACCACUAAAGCCUGCAAUGGGUGUAGCUAUGAUUGGAAAGCAGCGUCGAACUCCAGCAGUGAUGUCACCUCGUGAAGUCUUUUUCACCUCUCCACCAGCUUCUCCUACAGUUCCAUUUUCUUCAAAUGUUCCACCUCUCUCAUCACCAGCCUUACAGGCAGUAGCUAUACCAUCAUCAACUUCACAUUCACUGUCUCUGAGUACUCAGAAUAAAGUAGGAAGGAAUCAGAAAGUCCUUCCUCAUUAUCCAGGCAUGGAGUAUCCACCUGUAUUUGAGCCAGGAUCAUAUUCAUUGUGUGGCAGCCCACCUGAGCCAUCUGUACUUUAUCAAAAUCCAAGUGAAUUGAAGUUGGGUUAUGCUAGCAGUGAGACAGAUUCCUUUUCUGUCUCUCAUUCAAACUUUGGAGCCUCAGAUUCUUCACUGGAUAUGGAAAGCAGCAGUAGUUGUUCUGAUAUGCAACACCAAAGUGACGUUUCCAGUAAAGAUUUAAUAAACCAAAGAUGUGUAAGUGGAAUAAAUAAUACAAGUGCAUCACAUCAAAAUAAUUUUUACUUGAUGAAUCCGCCAGGCACAAGGUCACCUCAAAAUGUAUAUGUUUCAACACCUGUGGGUUCACGCUCUCACCAGAAUCUGUAUGUUACUUCUCCAGGAGGUAGUAUUUCAAAUCAAAACUUGUAUGUCACCUCGCCAACUGUCAGGUCAAGCAGUCAUCAAAAUAUUUAUGUCACAAGUCCAGUUGCUGCGUCGACUCCCUACAGCAGUUCUACAGCUGCUGUGUAUUCAACCACACAAGUCAUUAGUGUAAAUAGUGGAAAUAGUUCAGGUGUUUCACCUGAAGGCAUUGAACGGCAUAGACCUUUUAAUACUUGCACAGUCAUUGAGGAAAGCUCGAGUGAAGAUGCUCUGCUUGCAGCAAGGAGCCGGAACAGGUUUCCCCAAAAUCGUCAGGGUUCCCCUAGGUUACAUCUGCCAGGGCCACCGGAGUCUCCCCCAAGUGAUGAUGAAGGAUGUAUGAUCAGUCACCCACAAGGAGAAUCAACUAUUUAAAAGCAGUUGCUCUUAAGUGCAUAGAAUUAAUUUUUUCUUUGUAUACAUCUGAAGGGUAGCCAUUAAUUUCAUUCUUAAAUUUCCAUAUAGUUCAAUUUUCAGAAUUCAUCCAUAUUCAUAUUGUAGUGUGUGUGUGAUAAUUUGAAAGGUCACAUAAUAGUUUAUUUAAGGUAAGUUGGCAGUUAGUAAUGAUUUUCCAGUCAGGCUGUAUAUUCCUUCGUUUGUAAAGGAGUACGUUUAGUUUAUGAAUUGUUAUUGUCUUGGCCAGUCACUAUUUUAAUAGAAUAUGAAGUCACUGCAGUGCAAAUUUCAGUAUUUUAAUAAUAAGUCCAUGACAUUUCAUUGGAUUAUCUUUGGAACUGGGAGAAAAUCUGUAGCCUAAUUUUUUAAUUGCAUUACAGUCAUACCCCAAACUUACAUGAGGUUAAGUUCCCGAACCCCUCGUGCAAUUCCAAUUUUCACAUAAGUUUGGGAUUCUCUAAAAAUGUCGAUAAAUGUUUAUUUCAAGAGUUUUAACACAUAACUUUGACCUUAACCAUGCUCCAAAAGUAUUAAGCUAACAUUUAAAUGAAAUUAAAGUUAUUGUAAUUUAACUUAAACGUUAGCUUAUACAUUACCCUUAAAAAAAAUAAAUGGUUGUAAAAACUGAAUAAGUAGCGUAGAGAAAUUUCUCUCUCCCCUUCUGGCUGUUCUAUUUUUAGCAACACCCCUUCCCUCAUAUGUCAAGUGAAUUGACAGUUCCCUCCCAACCCCUCCCCAUCGAAGUCACAAGAUCAGGGAAGACUGGAAUACUAUGUAGGUAUUUUUAAUUUUGUAUAUAAUUUACAUAUCGGGGGGGGGGGUUCCUUUAUUGGCAGGGUGCUGGUAAGCGAAAACUGCUAUUAACCGAAACUCGCCAGUUUAUGCAGUUUACAGCACCAAGUUUCGGUGAAUGGCACUGAUAACCAGUUAAUGGUGCCAUAACUAUUAUUGGCACCUUAUGAUGCCAAUAACUGAAACUUGGCCCAUUAUAACGGCAUAAAUUGCCAAUUUUAUGGUGCUAGACAAGUCCCAUAAAACCAGAUUGCCAUAGACCGAGUCUGCCAAUAACUGGGGACUUCCUGUAAUUUCACAUUCUCCUAUGCAUAACAAAUCUCUCUCUCAUCUCUGAGAGAGAAUACUUAAGGGUGUGAAAUUAUCAAUUAUGAUGGGAGAGAGACAGAGUGAGAGAGAAAAUAUCCUAUGACCAGCUUUUGACAACUCUCCCCUCUUGCUGCCACAUUAAAUUGAUUUAUUUGACAGGUAUGGCAUCCAGCAAGUUAGCAAAAAGAUGAAGGAAAGGUUUUAUCUCUCUUUUGUAUUACAUACAAAUUUGUAAUUAGUACAGUUCAUAUUACUGGCAGUCCCUGGUUAUCAGCAGCGGUUCCAUUCUAAUGGCUUGAUGAUAGGCGAAAACUCUAAUUGGCGCCGAUAACCGGAAAUCUGUGGUUUUUGGCCCUAGACAAGCCCUAUAGAACUGGAUCGCCUAUAACCAAGGCCACCGAUAACCAGGGGACUGCCUGUACUAUUAUUAUUUUGGAAGGAGACCCUCUUUCAAACAGGUAUUAUUGAAAGAAUAUUGCUGCAUCAGCUGCAUUCAACUUGUAAAGAUUCUUCUGUAUUUUUCUAAUAACAGCUCUCUUUCUCUUACUACAACUGGCAAGUAAUGUACCAAUGUGAUUGAUUCAUCAGGAGGAAUCAAUUUCAGGAAUAUCUUGCAUUAGUUUAUUAUAGAAAGUAAGUAAAAUAUGUGCAUAGCCCAUAGGGCUAAAUACACUAUUAUAGGUAUAAAUCAAUGUUAGGUGUAGUUAAAAUCUUGUAGUGACCAAAGUUUCUCUCGUUAUCAUCCAAGUAGGAUCACGGCAAUGAGCCGGAGUAGACUAGAUAUUGUCAGGAUCUGCUAUAUAGUGGUAGGUCAGUAGGGGUCAGCUGCACGCUGAAUUCUCAUUGGUCGGUGGCGCAGUGGUUUCCUCCUAUUGGCUGGAGAAAGUUUCUCUCAAGCCACUUCUCAUCAUUAAAGUUCUCACUGCUGCAACCUGGCAGACCGUCGAAGCUGGGGCAUGACGUCAAUAGGUGUUGCGUGAUGUUGAUGGGUGUUGUGUGACGUCACAGUGACUCAAAUUUUCAUUGGCAGCUGGGCCGCUUGUCUUCUCUGGUAUUUGUGGGCUGGGGGUAUUGCUUGGUCUGGUGUUAUUCAUAUAUUCAUAUGCCUUCUUAAGUUAGUGGGGAGGAAGAGAUUGUCCCGUGAGAUAUUUAGUGAGGGGUUCUGCUGUUGUAUAAGGAGUGCUUCCAGUACAGUGUUAACCCAUAUUUGCAGGGGAUGGGUACCAGACGCCUUUGCGAAUACCUAGCAUCCGUGAAUAGUUGAAACUCCUAUAAUAAAAAUGCUUAAAACUGCCUAUUUUGUUACUUAAAACACAAGAAAAACCUACUAAAUUUGUUUAUACCUGUAUUUUUUUAAUAGUUUAUCUCAAAAAGUGAAAAAAUUUUAUGAUGAUGAAAUUGAUAAGAAAAAGAAUUUUUUUUAUAUUUCUCAUAGAAAAAUACUGCGAAUUUCCUGCGAAAAAUGAGGGUAUAUGCUCCAGAGAGAAAUCCGCGAAUACGGAGGGUUGACUGUAGUCACAAACGCCGCUGGUCAAGGGACCUUAUUAUCGAAUGUACCAGGUUGGAGAACCGCGACCGUCAACGAUGAGAAGUGGCUUGAGUGAGACUUUCUCCGGCCAAUAGGAGGAAAGCACUGCGGCACCAACCAAUGAGUAUGUAUUCAGCAUGCGGUUGACUCCCACUGACUUACCACUAUAUAUUGAGUAGAUCCUGAAAACAUUACCAGUCUACUCUGACCCACUGCUGUGAUCAUACUCGGAUGACACGGAAAGAAACUUUGGCCACUACAAGAUUUUGGCUACACCUAACAUAGGUUUAUACCUAUAGUAAUUCAUUUAACCCUAUGGGCUAUGCACAAUGCACUCCAUAGUUUUUACUUUCUUUCCAUAAUAAAUUUAUGCAAAAUAUCCCAGAAAUUUACUCCUCCUGAUGAAUCAUAUCAGUGUGUUUCUCAUCAGUUUUAGUAACAGAAAGAAAGUUUUUAUUAGAAGAAUAGAAAAGACUCUUUACAAGUUCAGUGCAGCUGAUGCAGCAAUAUCUUUCAAUAAUACCUCUUAUUAUUGUUGUUAUUUAAUCUUAUUAUUUGAAAAUUAAAGCUUAUUAUUAUGUAAAUAAUUUAUUCAUCAUACAAAAAUAAACAUACAUGUACCAUAAAAAUUCUCUCAUUUUAUAAAAGAAAAAAAAAGAGAGAGAAUUAGUAUUUUUAUUAUUUAAUGUUAGUCACUAAUUUAAACAUAAAAGCUUGAAAACUUACGAAUUACAUAAAAAAUUAAACAUAUACUUUUGCAGGGCUUCUCGAGGAUUCACAAAAACUAGUGUGACUGGAAAAACUCGCAUAUGACAAUUAGUUGGGUUCCAAUGAAAAGUUUGUGCUAUUGUGAAUUCAUGUAACUCAAAUUGCGCAAGUUCUGGGAAUGACUGUAAUGACAAAUGUUGCAAAAGUGCUUUAAUUCUAAGGGCACUUGAUCAUACAGUUUGCAUUUGUAUUGUCAAGUUGUUCUCCAGCAGUAAGCACUCUCGAACUGUGACACUUAACCCAAAAGUUUACUGUGGUUUAUGGAGUUUGUGAUAAUAAUCAAAUUCCUGUCAUUGGAAAAUAUCCAAGGGCUGUUCAAGUUUUCAGGAGCCCUUUCAUAAGUUGCACCUUCACCAUGUCUUCUUGUAAUAGUUACUCUCAUGCCAUAUUUUCUGUAGAAGGAAUGUGCUUUAUCAAUCACUUAAUGCAGUACAGUUUUAAUGAUGUGUUCAUAAUUUGCAAUGAUUUGAUAAUGCAUGACUUAUACCCAAAGCUUUUUCAAACAUGUUAUUUUAUUGCAUUAGAAAUAUCAUAGUGUAUGGAGUUUUAUAAAAAAUAUUUUUAGCACUGAAAACUGAUGAAUGGAUUGCUAGCUACAAGAAAAAAAAUUUCUCAUUAGUGAUGGUAUUUUGUAAAAUUUCUGAAGGUUAUUGCUGGGUAUGGAAAGCAAGGUUUGUUGUGCAAAGCGAUUUCAUUAUUGUAGAUUUCAGUAUUGAGAGAAAAGUUUUAAAAUCAGUUCUUUAGUUUGUAUGCAGGUUAGUGAGUUUCCUUCUAAGUUAUAAUCCCACAUAUUUUUUUUCUACACUGGUGAAAAGGGUGCUUUUAAAAUCAUUGUUAAAUUUUAUAUUUAGUACAUAUAAAACAAGGAAAGGAUGAACAAUAUGUCAAGUAAAUCGUGAGAUAUUUUUAAAGUUCAGUGGACAGAUGUUUGUUUUGAAUAUCUCCCUACUUCAGGCACCAUAGCAUAGGGAUUAAUUUUGGAUUUGACAUUAACAGUAGUAAUUAUUUUUUGUAUGUGACUAUAUUCCUAGAAAUUGUCAUGUGUUCAUAGUAAUUGCAUUUAUAUCCUUACCAAACUUGUCAUGCACAAUAAAAUAAGUUUAAAAGUGGCUGUUCUUUGGUUAAAUGAAGAAUAAGGUCACUUGAAAAGCACCAUUUGAAAAGUCUUACACCUUACUCAGUUUCAUUUGGAACUUGAUGUAUGUAGAGUGCUUUUCAGAACUUUAUUUUCUGUUACAUACAGGACAACAUUGAUAUUAUUGAAAGCUAAAAAUUUAGAAUAUUGUGUCAUGUUUGUUAUGUAAAUGUCACCAUCAUCAUCAACAUCUCGUGUAUUUAGGCUUUUGUUGUGGUGUUGAUGAACUUGGUUAUCUGACUGUGCAUAUUAGGUGUAAUCAGUGUUCAUGUAACUUGCUUUUUGUUUUCCAUCCAUUUUCGUACUGGAACAGUAUGAUGGGUUUGCUUAUUGUACCUCUCUUGUUUCUGUCUAAGAGAGCUAUGUUUUCACCAAAGUUAUAGAAAAUAGUUUUUGCUUUGGACACAGGUAACCUAUUCAUGAACAGUGAAAUGUUAAUCAUGAAGUCGACUUUCUCAUUCUCUUACCAUGAGAGCAAUUUCUCACAGGUUUACCAUUUUCUAUUGGUCUUAUUUUUAUUUAUUUUUUUGUACUUCUUACUUACCCAAACUCAGCACAACCAAAAGCCUUUCCAGGUGGGAAUCUGAUCGUAAUUCUCAUUCUGCCCACAUUACUGUGAUGGAUAGAUAGCCCAAAUGGCUUUGAUGGUUUAUACCAGAGUUUGCGGUGUCAUCAUGGCUGUAGAGCUUCUACCUUAAUGUUCUUCUGUGAUUUGCAUCUAUAAAAUUCAAAAUUUUAGAAGUUUUUUGCCAUCUUUCGGGUGGUGUUUUUUUCCUUUUUUUUGUAAUAUAGAUGGGAUGAGGAUGCUAGGUGUUGCUGUAGUUAAGCACAUUUGCUUGAAGACAGACUUGUACUAGAAGUUUGUAGCCUCCAUUGACAAGGACUCCACAUAAAACUUUUUUUUUGUCUUGGCCAAAAUACUUGGGUGUUUAGGUAACAUUUGGGUUUAACAUUAGUAGGGGAAAAUUUACUCUAGAAACUUUGUUAGCACUCAUGAAGACACAUGAAGACAGACAUCAAGAAGUUAUUUGUAAUGAACAGCAAUUUCAUGUACAGAACUUCAAAUUAACUUCAGUCAAAAAGUGAGAAAAAUUAUCUGAGAAAUCAGAUGGUCAUCUUGUUUUAAUAAAUGCAGUAAAAUUUGUCCUUGCAAAACUAGAGGGGCCCCAAUUCAAGAAGCUAAUGUGAGCUUUCAGAGAGGCAUCUUGUGUUUGGUAUGUUCAUUGCAAAAAGCAAACGCCAGCCUUAUCAAAGAAAGGUGUCAAGGUAGUAGUGUUUGUACGUAUAUGAACAGGUGAUACAAUUGAAGAUAUUUUGCAAUUGAUAUGCAUUUUAUUAAAAUUAUACAAAUGGGUAUGUUUUUUAUUGAGAUUUUCAAAUCUAGGAUGGUAUAUUGUCUCAUUAAAAUGUAAUUGGAAAAAAUAUAUUUUUUGGAAAUUGUAUUGCAACCAAAUGUGCUGUGACCCAUUUCCUAAUUUAUCUUUUACAUAGACACAUAUCUGCUUUUAUUACCCCAGGUAGGCUCCUUUCUUGGGAGCGUCUUGCCUCUUCCCAGGGGGACAACGGCUUGGUUGAAGCAAGUACUAGUACUGCAAUUUUUCUUCAGCCAAGUAUUUUCUUCUCUUUGCCUGAGAUGGAUCAUUUCUCAAGGACAAACUUAUGCAAUCAGGACAAUUAACAAAAAUAUGGUGGAUUCCAGCACAUGUGGGAAUUGAAGGAAACAAAAAAGCAGAUACAGCUGCCAAGUAAGCUUGCACUAUUCCAUCAACACAUGCCCCAGUAUCAAACUAGAUAACCUCAAUUAAGCCUGUAAUAUAUUAAAACUGGCAAAUAGAUUGGACAUCAGUGCUAACUACAAACAAACUGAUAGCUCAGUCGACAAAGUAUCCACAGACGACUUCUGCUACUCCUGCCAAAGUUUUUUUUGCUUCGGCAACAGUCUUUUCAAGGAGGAAAGUCAUGUCCUUGAAACACCCCGCUCCAACCUUUGGCCCUCUUUUAAGUCCUUUAAGAAGUCAUCCACCAAGACUUCCUAAAAGUGAGUCUCCAGUCCUUCGUGCUCCUGUCAGGGCCAGACUGUACCUAUUUUCAGGGGAAUGGAGUUACAAGGGGGCAGAACCUUGGGUGUUUCAGGUUCUUCAAAGAGGUUACUCCAUUCUUUUCCAGGAAAGAACCACUUUUCCACGUAUCCCAUUACCUUGGCAACUUACUCUGCAAGAUCAGAGAGGUUUUUUGGCUCUAGUGGAAUAAGUACAAUCUCUGAUCAGGAAAGUUCAAGGUCCUAUCCAAGACCUGGAUCCGUGCUUUCUCUUUUAGAUUGUUACGUUCUUUGACUUCCAGGAGCACUCGACAUCUCUCAAUUUCUUACUUGCCUGAUGCCCAGCUCCUCUGGUGCCAACUCAUGCUCGUAGUGUAAGCCGGCUCCCGCAUUCCCAACACUCCCAUCACUUAGCUCCUCAGGCACCAGUCACAGCCUGAUGCCAGCUCAUGCUCUGAGUGGCCGCCAGCUUCAGAAAGACUAGCUCACCUGACGCCCAGCUCCUCUGCCACCAAAUCAUACUCAGUGUACACCAGCUCGCCUGGCACCAACUACGUACAGUCUGGCUCUAACUCUUCCUACAAGCUUCCAGUAGUGCUC
Macrobrachium nipponense is the source of this 13216-nucleotide messenger RNA. RefSeq lists its product as uncharacterized. NCBI's taxonomy places the organism in Eukaryota, Metazoa, Arthropoda, Malacostraca, Decapoda, Palaemonidae. The record is from RefSeq and is a predicted model, not a curated record. Gene Ontology annotation, molecular function: protein binding. Bases 122 to 6025 code for a protein of 1967 amino acids. The transcript has 19 exons.